GUCGCUGCUUCCUGGGGCGGCGGUAUGCUGGGGAAAGGGGUAGUUGGCGGUGGCGGCGGCACCAAGGCGCCCAAGCCCUCCUUCGUGUCGUACGUGCGCCCUGAGGAAAUUCACACAAAUGAAAAGGAAGUAACAGAGAAGGAAGUAACACUUCACUUGUUGCCAGGUGAGCAGCUGCUUUGUGAAGCCAGCACAGUACUGAAGUAUGUCCAGGAAGAUUCUUGUCAGCAUGGGGUCUAUGGGAGACUUGUCUGCACAGACUUCAAGAUUGCUUUCUUGGGUGAUGAUGAAUCUGCACUGGAUAAUGAUGAAACUCAAUUUAAGAAUAAGGUUAUAGGAGAAAAUGACAUUACACUUCACUGUGUUGAUCAGAUUUAUGGAGUGUUUGAUGAGAAAAAAAAAACUCUCUUUGGACAAUUGAAGAAGUACCCCGAGAAACUCAUCAUCCACUGCAAAGACCUGCGAGUGUUCCACUUCUGUCUGAGGUACACAAAGGAAGAAGAAGUCAAAAGGAUUGUCAGUGGCAUAAUUCAUCAUACUCAGGCUCCUAAACUGCUUAAACGAUUGUUUCUGUUUUCCUAUGCAACUGCUACACAAAACAAUACAGCCGCUGAUCCCAAGAACCAUACAGUAAUGUUUGACACACUUAAGGACUGGUGUUGGGAAUUGGAACGGACCAAAGGCAACAUGAAGUACAAAGCAGUGAGUGUCAAUGAAGGCUAUAAAGUCUGUGAGAGGUUGCCAGCAUACUUUGUGGUCCCCACCCCUCUUGCUGAAGAGGAUGUGCAGCGCUUUCAGGGUCACGGCAUACCAAUAUGGUGUUGGUCCUGCCACAAUGGAAGUGCCCUUUUGAAAAUGUCAGCACUGCCCAAAGAACAGGACGAUGGCAUUUUACAAAUCCAGAAGAGCUUCUUGGAUGGAAUUUACAAGACCAUCCACAGGCCACCCUAUGAAAUAGUUAAAACUGAAGACCUGUCAGGCAACUUCCUAUCCCUGCAGGAAAUCCAGACUGCAUACUCUAAAUUUAAACAGCUGUUUCUGAUAGAUAACAGUACUGAAUUUUGGGACACAGAUAUAAAGUGGUUUUCUCUGUUGGAAAGUAGCAGCUGGCUUGACAUAAUCAGACGUUGCCUGAAAAAAGCAAUAGAGAUUACAGAAUGCAUGGAAGCACAAAACAUGAACAUUCUUCUUUUAGAGGAGAACGCAUCCGACCUCUGUUGCCUCAUUUCCUCUCUGGUGCAAGUGAUGAUGGAUCCCCACUGCAGAACCAGGAUUGGUUUCCAGAGCCUCGUCCAGAAGGAGUGGGUCAUGGGUGGCCACUGUUUCUUGGAUCGCUGCAACCACCUGCGCCAGAGUGACAAAGAGGAGGUUCCUGUGUUCCAGCUUUUCUUAGAUUGUGUCUGGCAGCUGGUACACCAGCAUCCUCCAGCAUUUGAAUUCACAGAGACUUACCUGACUGUUUUGUCAGAUAGCCUAUACAUUCCUAUUUUUAGCACCUUCUUCUUCAAUUCACCUCAUCAAAAAGAUACUAACGUGGGCAGGGAAAGCCAGGAUACACAAAGCAAGCCUUUGAAUCUGCUCUCCGUGUGGGACUGGUCUGUACAGUUUGAACCCAAAGCCCAGACGUUGCUCAGAAACCCUCUCUACGUGGAAAAGCCAAAACUGGACAAAGGCCAACGGAAAGGAGUGCGUUCCAAACAUCAACGACAACUUUCUUUGCCACUCACCCAAUCUAAGUCAUCUCCCAAAAGAGGAUUUUUCAGGGAAGAAACAGAUCAUUUAAUUAAAAACCUUCUGGGCAAGAGAAUUAGCAAGCUUAUUAAUUCUUCUGAUGAGCUGCAAGACAACUUUCGAGAGUUCUAUGACAGCUGGCAUAGCAAGCCCACUGACUACCACGGUUUGUUGUUGCCUCAUAUAGAGGGACCAGAAAUCAGAGUCUGGGCCCAGCGCUACUUGCGUUGGAUUCCGGAAGCCCAAAUCCUAGGUGGUGGCACAGUGGCCACUAUGAGCAAACUCUUGGAAAUGAUGGAGGAAGUCCAGAGCUUACAAGAGAAAAUCGACGAGAGACACCACAGCCAGGAAGACCCCCAGGCAGAGCCCCCCUGCCUGCUGAGGAACUCUGCCCGCCUGUCCUCUUUGUUUCCCUUUGCUUUGCUGCAGCGACAUUCCUCUAAGCCCAUCUUGCCCACCAGUGGCUGGAAGGCUUUGGGAGAUGAGGAAGAUUUGGCCAAACGAGAAGAUGAGUUUGUGGAUCUAGGGGACGUGUGACCUAUUUGCUGAAUGAUUGUGAAAGAGGAGCGUGGGAGACUGGGACAGUCGUUCCCUGGAUUUGAGUCACGCCGCAGCUGAUGCUGGGGGGACCAUUAGCCCAGCGCUCCGUUGGAGUAAACCUGGGCCUUCAGGAAAA
Molecule: messenger RNA, 2407 nt
Organism: Propithecus coquereli (Coquerel's sifaka)
Lineage: Eukaryota; Metazoa; Chordata; Mammalia; Primates; Indriidae
Gene: MTMR12
Product: myotubularin related protein 12
Exons: 16
Coding region: 25-2268 (747 amino acids)
Source: RefSeq, a predicted model, not a curated record